Messenger RNA from Manis pentadactyla (Chinese pangolin), 923 nucleotides. It is a transcript of the gene WFDC5, whose product is annotated as WAP four-disulfide core domain 5. The transcript has 4 exons. Gene Ontology annotation, biological process: antibacterial humoral response; innate immune response. NCBI's taxonomy places the organism in Eukaryota, Metazoa, Chordata, Mammalia, Pholidota, Manidae. Gene Ontology annotation, cellular component: extracellular region. The coding region runs from base 162 to 527 and encodes 121 amino acids. Gene Ontology annotation, molecular function: peptidase inhibitor activity. The record is from RefSeq and is a predicted model, not a curated record.
GCUCUUGGGCAGCAGGUGGGGUCAGAACAAGGCAGACAGGUGUCACUCUGUCCACCUUCUCUCCUUCCUCCCCUUACCCAACCGCUCUAGUCUCUCUGGGGCCGCAGGUGGUAAUUUAGAGGCCCCUGGGCCUGACCUUAUUUGGUGCUGGCAGCAGAAACAUGACGGCCCAGAGUUUCCUCUUGGUGGCCCUCCUGGCUCUGGGGAUCCAGCUGCCUGCUGCCUCGGGCACGAGGAAGGGAGAGAAACCUGGGGCCUGCCCGCCGGAUGAUGGGCCCUGCUUAGUGGCGCCCGAUCAGUGUGUGGACGACAGCCAGUGUCCAUUAAAGAUGAAGUGCUGCUACCACGCUUGCUUCCGCCAGUGUGUCCACAAGGUCUCAGUGAAGCAGGGCAGCUGCCCCCAGGACCGACUGCGCUGCCUCAGCCCUGUGCAGCAUCUGUGCCACAAGGAUGCAGACUGCUCUGGCACCAAACGAUGCUGCCUCAGCGCCUGUGGCCGGGACUGCAGAAACCCUACCAGAGGCUGAUUCUGGUUUCGGAUCCAUGGCUCCAAGCAUCGGGGUGGGAUUCCCAGCAGGAAGACAUGGUGAUGGGGAGCCCAGGACCUGCCACCCAGACAGUACCACUUCUGCCUGCUGCAGUUCCAACCCUCCGAAAAAUCCUCAUCUGCGGUCACUUCCCCUACAGCCCAUCCAGCCCUGGUUUCUCCUCCUGGGCCCAAGGUCCAUACCCAAACCUCAAAGGACUCCUAUCGCCCUGUCCACUGCCACACUGAGCUUCUUGCCCUUCCUAACACCUACUUUCAUAUCUCUCUGUACAGGUGUUUCUUCCACCUAAAAUGCCUAAUUCAGGGGGACCCUCUUUGGAGUCCUGGGCCCUCCCCCAGGCAGCCCACCCACCCAGAAUGUAUGUUCCAAACACAA